GCUGGGUGUACGUGCUGCACCCCACACCUGAGCUCUGGACACUGAACCUGCCACACCGCACCCAGAUCCUCUACUCCACCGACAUUGCCCUGCUCACCAUGAUGCUGGAGCUUCGGCCAGGCUCUGUGGUCUGUGAAUCGGGGUCUUUCUGGGGGUGUUGACCGCAGGGAGUGAGGGCAGAAGCAAGGAAGCCGCCAGGGCCUCGCUCCACGCGGCUGAAAAGUGCUGUCGGCGAGCGUGCUUCUGGGCUCCUCUGAUGCGCCAGCUUCCCUGCUAGGAACCAUGGCUACAGCCGUGACCAGACAGACCAAGUUUCUGCUUCUCAAAGGGGACAGACAGGAAGCCCACUGUGACCGUUACGGUGUUGUUGAUUGCUGGGGGGCUUGGGGAACAGGGCUGCGUGUUUGAGGGUGACUCAGAGAGGGGUCCCUCCAGCUAGGGGUGUCAGGGAGGACCUCUCUGAGGAGGGAGCAGUGAGUUGAAUGUGGUUGAAUGUGAUGGGAAGGCGAUACCAAGAGCCAAAGGGGAGGGUCACCCCAGGGAGAGUCUUGCAGAGACCCUGCGCGAGGGGCCGUCAAGGAGACCAGCGUGGCAGGAGCAGGGAUGAGGUCAGGGAGGAAGGGGGUGCUGCUCGGGAGUCACGAGGAGUCCGACUCCGCCGUGCGUGGAAAGGGCAGAGGCCUGGUCUGACCGCGGGGAGAGAGAAUCCGCGGCUGUGUUGAGGUGGACUGAAGGCGGGGGUCAGGGGCUGUUACGGGGAGCCGGGAGCGGGGCCUGGGCGGGCACGGCAGGCAGGUGGGGAGAAGGGCUCCCAGAGAGAUGGGGGAGGAGGUGCAGGAGUUACCUGUGGGGAAGGGGAGGGCUCCUCCGAGGCGUCUGGCUGGGCAGUCAUGUCACCAGCUGGUUCGGGAGGCUUGGCAGGGAGUGGAUUUGGGCUGGAUCGGGUCCAGCUCUGCACCUGUAAAUGCUGGGCGCUGUUUGCGGUCGCGGGGGAGGUGAUCGGUGUGCAGUGGGCGCCCGGGCGUCUUCGUGAGGCCUGGCGCCUGGAGCAGCGAGGUGGGGGAAGGUCACGGGGGGUGACCGGAGGACGCAGGCCCGGCUGGACACUGCAGGACAGGAAGGCUGGCAGAGGGGCAGCCGUGAAGGAAGCUGAGGAGUGGCCCGUGAGGCUGGGGGAAAACAGAGACGAUGACGUGGGGGGCACAUUGGUCACCAUGUCUCUGGUCGCGCAAGGCACCGGCAGCGGCUCCGUGUCGCACGCCAUCAUCCGCACCAUCGCACCCACGGGCCACCUGCACACGGUGGAGUUCCACCAGCAGCGGGCGGAGAAGGCUCGGGAGGAGUUCCAGGAGCAUGGCGUGGGCCGAUGGGUGACCGUGCGCACCCAGGACGUGUGCCGCAGCGGCUUCGGCGUGAGCCGCGAGGCGGACGCUGUCUUCCUGGACAUCCCCUCGCCUUGGGAGGCCGUGGGCCAUGCCUGGGACGCCCUGAAGGUUGAAGGCGGGCGCUUCUGCUCCUUCUCCCCGUGCAUCGAGCAGGUGCAGCGCACGUGCCAGGCGCUGGCGGCCUGCGGCUUCUCGGAGCUCAGCACCCUGGAGGUGUUGCCCCAGGUCUACAACGUGCGCACCAUCAGCCUGCCCGCGCCCGACCUGGGGGCCAGUCCGGGCCCCGACGCCGGCCCCUUCCGCAGCGGCAUGCCCAUGAAGGAGACCGUGGGCCACACCGGCUACCUGACCUUUGCCACCAAGACCCCGGGCUAGUGAGCCGCCUGCAGGAGCUCCAGGGAGCUGGGAGCACCGCGGGGCCGGACGGGGAGGCGAAGCUCGGCCAGAGGCUGCCUUAUAUGGUCGGCGGGUGCCAGCCGGGGCCUGUGUUUAGAAACCGACGGACGCGGGGUGGGGCGGGGCCGGGGGCCUCCCGGGCGGCUGAGUGGGGCUGCCACGGUGGAACAGCAUCCGGCCCCCGGGGAGGGAGGCCUCCCGCCCACGUCACCGCCGUGGUCAGCGUCCCCGUCCUGCUGCUCUUUGUUGCCACUCACCGUCUCCACUGCCAUAGGCUCUCCUGGAUGUUGAGGCCCGAGAGUACAGGUGGCGGGGUGCAGGUCUGACCCUUCCCAGGUGGCCCCAAACGAGGAGGGAGGAAACGGGGGUUGCAAAGACCCGGAGGAGGAGGGCCAGGGACCCCCAUGGUCCAGCUGCCCGGCAUCUGAGGCGACCCCGCUGUGUGGCCUCAGGUUUGACCCCACCCCUCUGGGCAGUGCACAGGCCGCGUGGGCAUGUCCCCAGAUUCCCGCUGGCGAAGGGCCGGGGCAGCCCCGCUGAUUCGCUUCUGCCUCUGGGAAGUACCUCUGCGGCCCUGGCCCAGCCAGAGCCCUCUCGUGUCGAUGCGUGCGAACACGCAGCGUCAUGUAGGGAAGAGCUGGGCAGGGCGGGAACGUGCUUCCGGUGGCUGGCCAGUCGGGUCAGAGCCACUCGGUGCCCCUGCCGCUCACAGGAGCCGCAGGGAUGUGGGAAUGGGGGCGUGCACCCAGGAUGGAGGGGGCGACGCCAACCCUGCCCUGGCCUGCUCUCCAGCUCUGGUGCACGGCUGGCAUCCCUCCCGCCCUGCUGCUCGAAGGGCCUGGGUGCCUGCCCUUGGCCUCAGCCAGCCGUCAGGAGACUCGGUGACCCCAGGUCGGCGCGAGAGCCCCAGGGUACCGGGCUGGCCUGAGGCUGGUCCCCGACCACCCCUGGCAGAGAAAUAAAACACUGUUGCCCCUGC
Molecule: messenger RNA, 2760 nt
Organism: Lagenorhynchus albirostris (white-beaked dolphin)
Lineage: Eukaryota; Metazoa; Chordata; Mammalia; Artiodactyla; Delphinidae
Gene: TRMT61A
Product: tRNA methyltransferase 61A
Exons: 5
Coding region: 891-1760 (289 amino acids)
Biological process (GO): tRNA methylation
Cellular component (GO): tRNA (m1A) methyltransferase complex; nucleus
Source: RefSeq, a predicted model, not a curated record